CCGGCCGGCAAUAAACUCAUCACUCAUUAUACGAGUUACUACUAGAUAAAUAACUUUGAUUCCGAGCAAGCAUUAUAUUAUAUAUUGGGAGUUGGAAUCGAAAGACCUAAUUAAGUGGUAUACAUCGAUCAAUCACAUUGUCCGGCCAGCCCUCAUGGCUCACUCGUCAAACCAGGACGACGACCUAUUCACCUGUGGAAUUUGUUACGACGAGAAGAGUAGAACCCGGCAGCAGCUAAAACUCCAGGGCUGCGCCCAUUCCUACUGCUCCGAUUGCGUGUGCAUGUACGUCGAUGCGAAGCUGCAAGACAAUAUGUCGCACAUCCGGUGCCCUGUUCCUGGAUGCCAGGGCUGUCUGGACCCUCUCCGAUGCCGCCCGCUUUUGGCCAAGCCGGUAUUUGAUCGGUGGGGAGAUGCGCUGUGCGAGGCGGUGAUUGAGGCGUCAGACAAGUUCUACUGCCCUUUCAGGGAUUGCUCUGCCCUCUUGCUGGAUGAUGAGAAAGCGGAGAUCCAAGAGUCGGAGUGUCCGGAGUGCAGGAGACUCUUUUGCGCCAGGUGUAGGGUUCCGUGGCAUUCUGACAUAUCUUGCCAGGACUUUCAGAGCUUGAACGAGACUGAUAGGCAAGGGGAGGAUCUGGAGUUGAUCAAGUUUGCGCGGGGGAAGGACUGGAAGCGGUGCCCUAGUUGCAGGAUCUUUGUUGACAGAAUUUCCGGAUGUGAUUUCUUGUCUUGCAGGUGUGGAUGUGCCUUCUGCUACAAGUGUGGAGCUCCGGCAGCAAAUCACAUAUGCUCUAAUUGCGGCAGCCCGUUCAUCCCCUCGCAGACUGGAUUUGGAGCCAUGGAAAAGCGUCAGAAGCCCCUCUUGAAUCCCGAUUCGUGCAGAGCAGUCCCCUACCAAUCCAAAUGGUUUUCCCUCUGUCCGCUUCUUUGAAUCGGGAAUUGACACCUCUAAUAGUGUAGAAUUAAUUAAGUAUUAAUUAUUAGGUAGUUUCCUAAUUGUACUCAGAUACUUAUUUCUUAUAUAUAUACUGUCAGGGCUACCAGUGUAGGUAAGCCUGUUAUUAUUUCUCA
Cuscuta europaea is the source of this 1071-nucleotide messenger RNA. Lineage: Eukaryota; Viridiplantae; Streptophyta; Magnoliopsida; Solanales; Convolvulaceae. The record is from the annotation of a GenBank genome assembly.